ACCGAGGGCGGGGUGAAAAAGACAGACCCCUGCUUUAUCAUUCAACAUGGAGAUCGUACACAAGCUGUAGAAAAACAUGUAAGAGAAAAUGAGGAAUUCUUAUAUGUCAUAAACAACAGAUAUUUUGAGGAGAAAUGGGACAUCGGCACACAUCUACCGAGGGACACAGAAAAGAUUACCUAUGACACCUGUUUCUUCCACGGUGCCUCUGGCUCUCCAGUCUUCAAUGAGUACUGCCAGCUGAUCGCUAUGCAUACAGCAGGCUAUUCCUACCAGGGUAAAAGAGGGAAAACCCAGAGUGUCAUAGAGUAUGCCAUUCCCCUGUCAGGCAUACUUGAGGAGAUCAUCAUUCAAGUGGUGCGUAGGAAAAGGGUUGAUGUGCUACAGGGAUUCCUGAGCCAGAGGAGUAUGAAAUUAGACGUAGUGAUGGAAAGAGUCAAGGCACAGUCUGAUAAUGCCAGCCUGGUCAAGGCAUUUCAGGAGAAGCUGCCGGUCAACAGUAACUCUUCGGCUACAGAUCAGGGAGAGCAGAGAACCUUCCACCAGUUCCUCUUUGAUAAAGCCACAGGGGUCAAAGCCACAGGGGUCGACGCCACAGGGGUCGACGCCACAGGGGUCGACGCCACAGGGGUCGAAGCCACAGGGGUCGAAGCCACAGGGGUCGACGCCACAGGGGUCGAAGCCACAGGGGUCGAAGCCACAGGGGUCGAAGCCACAGGGGUCGAAGCCACAGGGGUCGACGUCACAGGGGUCGACGCCACAGGGGUCGAAGCCACAGGGGUCGAAGCCAUGGAGGUGGAUGAUAUCUAUGACAAUUGAAAAAAUGCCCAGUUGUCAUAUUUAAGUAAAAUAAAAAAAAGAUACCUUAAUUUUAUAAAAUAUAGAAAGUUACUCAAAAGGUGAAUGUCACCCAGGAAAAUAGUACUGAAGUCUAAAAAGAUUUGAUUCUAAAUGUACUUUAGUAUCAAAAGUAAAAGUGUAAAUCGUUUCAAAUUUCUCACGUUAAGCAAAGCAGACGGCACCAUUUUCUUGUUUUGAAAAUGUAUGGAUCGCCAGGGGCACACUCCAACACUCAGACA
Molecule: messenger RNA, 1079 nt
Organism: Oncorhynchus tshawytscha (Chinook salmon)
Lineage: Eukaryota; Metazoa; Chordata; Actinopteri; Salmoniformes; Salmonidae
Product: ankyrin repeat domain-containing protein 24-like
Exons: 1
Source: RefSeq, a predicted model, not a curated record